Halichondria panicea is the source of this 831-nucleotide messenger RNA. RefSeq names its product protein RER1-like. Gene Ontology annotation, biological process: retrograde vesicle-mediated transport, Golgi to endoplasmic reticulum; protein retention in ER lumen. Lineage: Eukaryota; Metazoa; Porifera; Demospongiae; Suberitida; Halichondriidae. Gene Ontology annotation, cellular component: Golgi membrane. Bases 129 to 695 code for a protein of 188 amino acids. The record is from RefSeq and is a predicted model, not a curated record. The transcript has 6 exons.
UCUUUCAAUUAAUGCGAAUAACUUGCCAUUUCUGUAAUAUUGAGAUUAAACCAACACAAAGAGUUGAAUAGUGACUGGACUAUGCUCCAUUGUUGACUGAGGAGACCCUUUGAGAGAGCACAGAGAAGAUGAGUGAUCCACUUGUGACAAGUUCGAGUCCCUCAAUAUUUCAGCGAAUAUCUAUAGCGUACCAAAAAUACCUAGACUUGGUAGUCCCAUUCCCCAUCCCUCGUUGGAUAGGCUGCACUGUUCUAUUGCUCCUCUAUUUUGUGAGAGUGUACUUCUUGCAAGGCUGGUACAUAGUCACCUACGCCCUGGCCAUCUACCUCCUCAACCUCUUCAUAGCGUUCCUCACUCCAAAGUUUGACCCGGCCGCAGCAGAAGAGGAUGAUAUCGAGGAUGGACCAGGAUUGCCGACAUCGUCUAAUGAAGAGUUCAAACCAUUCAUUCGACGAUUACCAGAAUUUAAGUUUUGGUUGUCUGCGAUACGGUCUAUUCUGAUAGCUCUGUUUUGCACCUUCUUCUCUCUGUUCAACAUCCCCGUGUUUUGGCCUAUCCUGGUUAUCUACUUCAUCAUGCUCCUGGUCAUCACCAUGAGAAGGCAGAUCAAGCACAUGGUUCGCUACAGGUACCUCCCAUUCAGCUAUGGCAAGAGGCGAUACAAGGGCAAGGAAGAGGCCAUUCCUUCACAAUGAACUCUCUAGGCACUGAACAAUGUUGUAUAGCAAAAUUAUAUACGGUAAUUAUAUAGUCUCAUGUGCUCUCUUUAUUUUAUACACUGGUGAAUAACAUGCAGACUGUUUAAUAAUUAUGUGAAAUUCAAAUCUUUAA